UAUAGUCCUCUUUUGACUUUCAACAUUUUCAACAUGCAAAAGAUUGUCAUUUUCUUCGCUGCUAUCGCUGUUUCCCAAGCUUUCCUUCUCCCAUCCGGAGGAGGAGGAGGAUGUGGAUGCGCUCCACCACCACCACCACCACCAUGCGGAUGCGGAGGACCAUCUCUUCCACCACUCCAACUUCCACGCUUUGAGCUCCCAAGACUCUCUCUUCCAUCCUUCGGAGGAGGUGGUUGCGGAGGACCAGCUCCAUGCGGAGGAGCCGCCCCAGCCUACGUUGCCCCACCACCAGCUGCCGGAUACGCCGCUCCACCACCAGCCGGAGGAUACGCUACCGCUGGACGCAAGUAAACAGUGUGAACAAGACGAAUAGGAAUUAUUUACUGCAUUUUUCGAACUUAUUUUAAUAUUUACGUCACUUGUGUGUUUGUACAUCUAUGACAAUUUCACCUCUCAUCAUUCCAAUCGUUCUCAAAUUUUGUCACCUGUUCAGCAAUUUCAUACCAAAUAAAUGGUUUUUUCUCUAAA
Messenger RNA from Caenorhabditis elegans, 528 nucleotides. RefSeq lists its product as uncharacterized. The coding region runs from base 34 to 351 and encodes 105 amino acids. The transcript is spliced from 2 exons. The record is from RefSeq and is marked reviewed. NCBI's taxonomy places the organism in Eukaryota, Metazoa, Nematoda, Chromadorea, Rhabditida, Rhabditidae.